Molecule: messenger RNA, 1358 nt
Organism: Xiphias gladius (swordfish)
Lineage: Eukaryota; Metazoa; Chordata; Actinopteri; Istiophoriformes; Xiphiidae
Gene: cd79b
Product: CD79b molecule, immunoglobulin-associated beta
Exons: 5
Coding region: 151-777 (208 amino acids)
Biological process (GO): B cell differentiation; B cell receptor signaling pathway
Cellular component (GO): external side of plasma membrane; B cell receptor complex
Source: RefSeq, a predicted model, not a curated record
GCGCGCGCGCGUGUGUAAUAACGGGCUGAACGCCCACCGGUGCACGCACACACUCCUUCUCCUCAGUCACAACAACUUCAUGUCCACAGAGGAGAUUCGGACACGCGUGGACGUCAGGGUUUGAAAUAUUUUUUUCCCUUCCAUGUCAUCAUGCGCUGGUUGCUGGCUGGAUGCUGUGGGCUCGUUCUGAUCCAUUUCUCAGCGGCCCAGAACCUCACCCUCGUCCAGAGGCCCAGGUUCUAUGGUGUAAAAAUCCACCGCACCGUGCAGAUUUACUGCGGCCCAACCCCUCAGCACAACAUGCCCGCCACCGUUCAGUGGUACAAGGCCGAAGCGUACGACAAGGAACCCGAAAAGAGAGCAGAGGUCAGUGGAGAGAGGAUUGGAUUCCAUAACAGGAGUCAGACUGAAAACGCCUUUCUCUACAUCAAAAAUGUGCAACUGCAGGACAGCGGAGUGUACUUCUGCAAGGUCAACGAUGCAUGGGGGCCUGGAACUCAACUAGUAGCUGUCAGGCCCGUUGACCUGCCCCAGGCGCUGUACAGGACCAAGAUGAAGGACGGUCUCAUUAUCUUCCAGGGCCUGCUGUUGGCCGUGUGUAUCGCUGCUUUACUGCUACGCAAACAAACCCUGUGGGAAAAGAACGACAGCAUAUAUGAGGAGCCGGAAACCGAUCACAUCUACGAGGGCUUGGCGAUCGAGACGUGCGGCGGGGGCCUGUACGAGGAACUCUCCGUCUACGCCCAGGCCGAGGGAGCCGAGGCCCCGUGGGAGUGAGACUGACAUCACUGGACCACUUCUCAACGGUUUCGCAGUGAAUACUGAAUACGCGUUCCCAGUUGUACGUUUUACGUUGAAAAUAAUACGUCGAGUCCUUAAUGGGCCCGCUCAGCCGCGGAGAAGUGCCAUGUUGUGCUCGUACAGCGAGUGGUUUGUUUGUAAAUGUGCAGCAGUAUACAUAUUCUCAAAUGCUUGCUUAUAUGUGCUGUUGAUUCUAUGCUAUUUAGUAACACUGUGUUGAAUUAGUCGGAUGUGGUAUGAAGUCCGCUGAAGUGUAAAUAAAACCAUCCUACAGGUCCAUCUUAACAGCUGGUGUUUCAUCUGACAUUUUUUGGUGCUUCACAAGUUUUCUACAUGAAUUGUGUCUUAUGAUUUCACGGUGACGUCUCUAACUUGACUCUUUAAUGUCGGUCGAACCUACAGCAGGUGUGAGAACAAGCCAAAACAAACUCUUGCCAGAGAAAGCGAUACGGAAAUUCCAAAGCCUGAACAAGGCCCUUACUUGUUCCUGUUGUUUGAUUAGAUUAAAAAUCUGUAUGUCUUUCAUUUUUGGAACGGGAAUAAAAACAAUAAACACA